Bursaphelenchus okinawaensis is the source of this 279-nucleotide messenger RNA. The record is from the annotation of a GenBank genome assembly. Lineage: Eukaryota; Metazoa; Nematoda; Chromadorea; Rhabditida; Aphelenchoididae.
AUGCCUAAGCCUAAGCCUAUGCCUAUUCCUAUUCCUAAGCCUAAGCCUAAGCCUAAGCCUAAGCCUAAGCCUAAGCCUAAGCCUAAGCCUAAGCCUAACCCUAAGCCUAAGCCUAAGCCAAAACUUCAGCCUCAGCCUAAGCCUAUGCCUAAGCCUAAGCCUAUGCCUAUUCCUAUUCCUAUUCCUAAGCCUAAGCCUAAGCCUAAGCCUAAGCCUAAGCCUAAGCCUAAGCCUACGCCUGAGCCUAAGUCUAAGCCUGAGCCUAUGCCUAAUUCCUAA